AUGGACGAGAAUCGAGCUAGGAGGAGUAAAUUCGUCGAAUCGCUUAAGCAUGCGGUGGAUUUAGAGCAGAGAACCGACUCAUCGGAGAUGUCUGCUUAUUUAGAAUCAUAUUCAGCAAAAAGACUAUCUCGUUUGGGGUUAGCUGUGAUCAACUUGAUUAUAGGCCAAAUGAGAACAGGCCUAGGUGGGAAAACUUUGAUUACAUUGGAAUUGGAUCCUGCCUUGAAAAAUGGUGAAACUUUCAAUAGCAUCCAAAUGGGUUCUAUUAGAGUAGGAGAUAUUGUGAAACUUGAGAGGAUGGACAGCACGAAAUCAUCCGAGGAACGGGACGUUAUUAGGAAGGGUGGUGAAAAAAGAACAGAAAGUGACGAUUUGGAUUGUGUGGUCACAAAAAUCACAUCCGAUUCUGUGACAAUAGCUGUUGAAGAGGAUUCUUCUGAUGAAAAAGUUCUAAACAUGUAUAACAAUACUUCUAGUGAAAAUCCACGAGUAUGGAUUGUCAAGCUUUCCAAUUCAAUAACUUUUAAGAGGAUGAUAACUGCUUUGAAUAAAAUGAAAGAGCUACCAUACGACAAAACGAACGAUGUUAUUAGAAUGUUGUUGGGGGAACUCGAAUAUCAGCCAUGGAAGACAGAAUGCGACUCAAACUUAAAUCAGUUUUUUGAUUGCCAAUUAAACGAAUCUCAGAAAGAAGCAGUUAAUUUCGCAGUUCACAGGUCUCCCAUAUCUAUUAUUCACGGUCCACCAGGUACCGGAAAAACUUAUACUGUCAUAGAAACAAUCAAGCAAUUAGUAUUUAAUAAUCAGGAGCGAGUAUUAGUCUGUGCUCCUUCAAAUAUUGCAGUCGACACAAUUUUGGAAAGACUUUCGCCGAUGUUUAACAACCAUGCAUCUACAGAGAAAAAGGGCAAAAGACUGAGAUCUGCUCUAAAGAGUGUUCGGAAUCCAGAUAAACUAAUUCGAAUAGGUCAUCCUGCUAGGCUCAUUCAAGGAAACUUGAAACAUUCUUUGGAUGUUUUAUCUAAAAGAGGUGAUGGUGUAGCCAACAAUAACAACCAAGAGAUACUAAAAGAUAUUGAGAGGGAUAUCAGUGACACUUUGGUGAAAAUUCGUAAAUGCAAAGCGUAUUCUGAGAGGCGAGCCCUCUGGGCGGAGCUUAAGACGUUAAAAAAAGAACUUAAAGUAAGGGAACGACGAAUUGUUCAAGAAUUGUUGGUUGGAGCGAACGUAAUUUUAUCCACUUUGCAUGGUUCAGGAUCAUAUGAGCUUUUGUCAUUAUAUAAAGAAAAUGCAGUUUUAGGAGGAAAGGCUCUAUUUGAUACGAUAAUAAUCGAUGAAGUUUCGCAGGCUUUAGAACCACAAUGCUGGAUACCUUUAGUAUCUCAUCCUGGUUUCAAAAGAUUAAUAAUUGCAGGAGAUAACAUGCAAUUACCUCCUACAGUUAAAUCGAAAGAGGAUUUGGCAAGUGAAAUUUCAAAAUUGGCUAUCAGAAAUGAAGAGGUUGCGAAUUUAGAAGUGACUUUGUUUGAUAGAUUAGUGAGAGAUCUAGAGGGUAAUCGGUUCAAGAAGCUUUUGAACGUUCAGUAUCGAAUGAACGAUGCAAUAAUGAACUUCCCGUCAAAUGAAUUAUAUGGUGGCCAACUCAGAGCAGAUAAGAGUGUUGCUAAUAUUUUGAUAACAGAUCUUCCUAAUAUUUCAGACUCGGAUGAUUUAGACAUAGCGUGUCUUUGGUUUGAUACUCAAGGAGGCGAUUUUCCAGAAAAGUCGGACGAAAAUAACGAUUCUGGCUUAAAUGUUGGGUCUAAAUACAAUGAAAUGGAAGUUCAUGUUAUCCUUCAACAUUUAAAAAAACUUUUAGAUUCAGGAGUUUCACCGCAAGACAUAGGUCUAAUUUCUCCUUACAGUGCCCAGGUAUCAUUGCUAAAACGUACCUUGCAGAAAGAAGAUAUCGAAGGUGUUGAGGUCUCGACCGUUGAUGGAUUUCAGGGAAGAGAGAAGGAAGCAAUCUUGAUCUCAUUAGUGAGAUCUAAUGAUUCUAGGGAUGUAGGAUUUUUAAAGGACAAACGGCGUUUGAAUGUGGCUAUGACGAGGCCGAGAAGACAACUCUGCGUGGUAGGUGAUCUAGAAUUAAUGGCCACAAGUGGAAUAAAAUUUUUGAUGAAUUGGUCUUCGUACGCUGAGCAAGAAUUCGAGAUUCGAUAUCCCAUUCUAGAUAAUUACUGA
Priceomyces carsonii is the source of this 2223-nucleotide messenger RNA. RefSeq names its product ATP-dependent 5'-3' DNA helicase. The record is from RefSeq and is a predicted model, not a curated record. Gene Ontology annotation, molecular function: ATP binding; DNA binding; 5'-3' DNA helicase activity. Bases 1 to 2223 code for a protein of 740 amino acids. The transcript has a single exon. NCBI's taxonomy places the organism in Eukaryota, Fungi, Ascomycota, Pichiomycetes, Serinales, Debaryomycetaceae.